Messenger RNA from Misgurnus anguillicaudatus (oriental weatherfish), 4504 nucleotides. NCBI's taxonomy places the organism in Eukaryota, Metazoa, Chordata, Actinopteri, Cypriniformes, Cobitidae. The record is from RefSeq and is a predicted model, not a curated record.
UUUUGAAAGAAAUACGUGUCUACAUUAACUUGGGAUUAACGUGUAAUAUCGUGCUCUGUUUCAGUCGAAAAAGAAAGCCGUGUGUGUGUAUGUCUCACAUCAAUAGACACGCAUGUGUGAUAGCGUGCUAAAAGUACGAGCUGAGGUUAUUGGGAAUGCGCGGCGAGCGCGCGCACUUCCCCCACUCACCCGCCCGGCGCUCACAGCAUGGGUGGUCUCCCUCUCUCUCCACUCCCGCGAGCUGUUGCUUAGCAGCUAAUAAUAGGAGAUGUUUGCAAAGUAAUUUGCCUCUUCCUCGGCCAAUGAGAACCAGAGCACUUUUCCAUCAAACCAGCCUUUUCAGGAUCGGCGCAGGGGCCACCUCUCCAAAUGUUACUGCAAGAGGAUCAGAGGCACACACUGCUCGACACUUUGCUCCGCUUUAAAACGCGUUACGGGCCACAGCUGUACGAAUGAAGACCGCAGGAUCUAUACAGAUUGGGGCACAUGAUGUUGGGAUGGGAUCGGAAGACUUUGGCUCAAGGAAAGACUAGAGAAUAUUCCGCGAAGUUGAUCCCGACGGAUGCGCGCGUCCAGUUUAUUGGAUUAUUGUUAUUAUCAGCGACGCAGCGCAACGCACCGCGUUCAUCUUUAACUUUUUUCGGCGCUUCUCCCGUUUCUCACUUGGACUAUGGCCUCGGAUCCAAGAGACCCGGGGGCCGGUGCUGUUUUUGGAGAUUUACCCCCGAGUUACACGCGCACCCCGCCGCCUGUGAACGCAGAUCUCCCCCGGAGACCAAGUUACUGCCACGCCGCUUUCGCACUAAAACAGAUCUCUAAGGGGAAAGCUGUGGGACAGAAAGCACCGCUGUGGAUUCGGGCGAGGUUCCAGGCGUUUCUCUUUUCUCUGGGCUGUCACAUCCAGCGACACUGUGGAAAGGUCCUUUUCAUCGGACUGCUUGUAUUCGGAGCCUUGUCCGUCGGUUUACGAGUGGCUGCCAUCGAAACGGACAUCGAGAAGCUAUGGGUGGAAGCUGGCAGUCGAGUAAGCAAGGAACUGCGAUACACGAAGGAAAAGCAGGGAGAAGAGGCAGUGUUCACAUCUCAGAUGCUCAUACAGACACCCAAACAGGAAGGAACCAAUAUUCUUACCCAGGAGGCUUUGUUGCUUCAUCUAGAGGCUGCUCUGUCAGCCAGCAAAGUCCAGGUGUCUCUUUAUGGAAAAUCUUGGGAUCUUAAUAAAAUUUGCUUCAAAUCUGGAGUCCCGAUUAUAGAAAAUGUCAUGAUUGAAAGGAUGAUUGACAAGCUUUUUCCCUGUAUGAUUGUGACUCCAUUGGAUUGCUUUUGGGAAGGCUCCAAGUUGCAGGGAGGCUCUGCCUACUUACCGGGCAUGCCUGACAUUCAGUGGAUGAAUUUGGACCCUAUCAAACUAAUGGAGGAGUUGAGCCAGUUUACGUCUCUUGAAGGCUUCAGAGAGAUGUUAGAUAAGGCUCAGGUGGGCCACGCCUACAUGAACCGCCCGUGCUUGGAUCCCAAUGACACAGACUGUCCUCAAAGUGCCCCUAAUAAGGAUCCACAGCAGGUCCCUGACAUUGCUGCAGAACUUCAGGGUGGUUGCCAUGGUUUCUCCAAGAAGUUCAUGCACUGGCAGGAGGAGUUGAUCCUGGGCGAAAGAGUAAAGGACUCCCAGAAUGCUUUGCAGAGUGCGGAGGCUCUUCAGAGCAUGUUCCUCCUCAUGAGUCCCAAACAGCUCUACGAGCACUUCAAAGAUGACUACGAGAUCCAUGAUAUAAACUGGAAUGAGGACAAGGCCACUGCUAUCUUGGAGUCCUGGCAGCGAAAGUUUGUUGAGGUUGUCCAUGGGAGCAUUCCUCAGAACGCUUCCUCCAAUGUUUACGCCUUCUCCACCACCACUCUCAAUGACAUCAUGAAGUCUUUCUCCGACGUCAGUGUGCUCAGGGUGGCAGGUGGUUAUCUGCUCAUGCUGGCAUAUGCAUGUGUCACCAUGCUGCGCUGGGACUGCGCUAAGUCCCAGGGUGCUGUGGGGCUGGCAGGAGUGCUGUUGGUCGCUUUGUCAGUGGCUGCAGGACUUGGAUUGUGCUCACUGCUGGGGCUUUCCUUUAAUGCUGCCACCACGCAGGUGCUUCCAUUUCUGGCCCUGGGCAUUGGAGUCGAUGACAUGUUCUUGCUGGCUCAUUCCUUUACUGAGACCAGGUCCAAUAUCCCAUUUAAGGAAAGAACGGGUGACUGUCUGAGAAGAACUGGCACCAGCGUGGCUCUGACCUCUAUCAAUAACAUGAUUGCGUUCUUCAUGGCUGCCCUAGUGCCUAUUCCUGCUCUCCGGGCCUUCUCACUUCAGGCUGCUAUUGUGGUGGUCUUUAACUUUGCCAUGGUUCUUCUGAUCUUCCCUGCCAUUCUGAGCUUGGACCUGCACAGGCGAGAGGACAAAAGACUGGAUAUACUCUGCUGUUUCUACAGUCCCUGCUCAUCUCGAGUAAUCCAGAUUCAACCUCAGGAGUUCUCAGAUGCCAACGACAACCACCAACAUGCCUCGGCUACCCCUACCUACACUAAUUCCACUAUUACUACCAGCACCCACAUCAACGACUGUCAGGCCUUCACUCAGUGUGAUGCAGCUGGCCAACAUAUUGUCACAAUACUGCCUCCCACUUCCCAAAUUUCCACCACCCAUCCAUCAGUGGUUCUCUCCACCCCCACUCCCACCACAGAUCCUUAUGGUUCCCAGUUGUUCACCACCUCCAGCUCCACCCGAGACCUUCUAGCCCAGGUGGAGGAGCCAAAGGAGGGCCGUGAGUGCGUUCCUCUGCCCUUUUUUCGCUGGAAUCUGUCAAGGUUUGCACGGGAAAAGUAUGCACCUCUGUUGCUCAAGCCUGAAACGAAGACUGUGGUGGUUGUCGUCUUUGUUGCUCUUCUCGGCCUCAGUCUGUAUGGUACAACAAUGGUUCAUGAUGGACUCUACUUGACUGACAUUGUCCCUAGAGACACCAAGGAGUAUGACUUCAUCACGGCCCAGUUUAAAUAUUUUUCCUUCUAUAACAUGUAUCUGGUUACCAUGGAUGGCUUUGACUAUGCCCGUUCGCAAAGACAGCUUCUACAGCUUCACAAUGCCUUUAACUCUGUGAAAUGUGUGGUUAAGGACAGCAAUCACAAACUUCCCAGAAUGUGGCUCCAUUACUUCCAGGAUUGGCUCAAAGGUUUGCAAGCUACGUUUGAUGCCGAUUGGGAGACUGGCAGGAUCACCUAUGACAGCUAUCGUAACGGCACUGAGGAUGGAGCGCUUGCGUACAAGCUUCUCAUACAGACAGGCUCAAAAAAAGAGCCUUUCAACUACAGCCAGCUCACAUCCCGUCGUCUGGUGGAUGAGGAUGGUCUUAUUCCCCCUGAGGUAUUCUACAUCUACCUGACAGUAUGGGUCAGUAAUGACCCACUAGGGUAUGCAGCCUCUCAGGCCAACUUCUACCCUCAUCCUCGCGAGUGGAUUCACGAUAAAUACGACACCACUGGGGAGAACCUUCGCAUCCCUGCAGCGGAGCCUCUAGAAUUUGCCCAGUUUCCUUUCUACCUGAACGGCCUCAGACAAGCCUCGGACUUCAUUGAGGCCAUUGAAAGUGUGCGAUCUAUUUGUGAAGAGUUCAUGCGUCAGGGAAUUCAGAACUAUCCCAACGGCUACCCCUUCCUGUUCUGGGAACAGUACAUUGGUCUACGCCACUGGUUUUUGCUGUCCAUCAGCGUUGUCCUGGCAUGCACCUUCCUGGUGUGCGCCAUCCUCCUGCUCAACCCAUGGACCGCAGGCGUUAUUGUUUUUAUUUUGGCCAUGAUGACAGUGGAACUUUUCGGCAUCAUGGGACUGAUUGGUAUCAAACUGAGCGCCAUUCCCGUAGUCAUCCUCAUAGCCUCUGUUGGAAUUGGAGUGGAGUUUACUGUGCAUAUUGCAUUGGGUUUCCUGACUGCCAUCGGGGACAGAAACACACGUUCAGCUGUGGCAAUGGAGCAUAUGUUUGCGCCUGUGAUUGACGGUGCCAUCUCCACACUGUUGGGAGUGCUUAUGCUUGCCGGCUCGGAAUUUGACUUCAUCAUGAGGUACUUCUUUGCAGUUCUGGCCAUACUAACAUUAUUGGGGAUUCUGAAUGGUUUGGUGCUACUUCCAGUAUUGCUGUCACUCAUGGGCCCUCCGCCCGAGGUCGUGCCCGCCAACAACAGCAAUCAAUUGCAAAGUCCCUCCCCUGAGCCCAUGCCUCCACCUAUGAACCACCACGGGUACUAUUCCGGGCACAUCCCAAAGGGACCACGUCAGGCGUUCUCCGAGACCUCAGAUUCCGAGUACUAUUCUGAAACCACAGCUACUUCUGGCAUUGGCGAGGAGGAAUACAAGUACUGUGAUAGAAGCACAUACAUCACACCACCAGCUCACCCUCCCACCUCCCAUAUUCUACUGGAAGCCAGCGAAAAUCCCAGCUUCCCUAAACUAACAGUAAGUUUCUCUUCUUGAGAUUAAGGGAACAUU